AUGAACCAAAUGGUAGAAAAGUGGUCUUAUUUUUCUCUUGCUCGAAGUUAUUAUGAAGAUAUUGGAAAUUUUAUCUUAUCUAUGAGUUCUGAGUAUGGGGUAAAUGCCAGGGCAGCAAUACCCUAUGUCAUCCUCGGUUUUGUUUGUCUUUUGGUUUAUGUUUCAAGGCCCAAGCCCACAAGUCCUGAUAGCUUGCUGAAGCCCAAGCCCAAGAGUUAUGACCGUACAAGAUCCUGGAUCAUUAGAGAAAUCCACAGUGGUAAGCUAGUAUUGGAUAGACUGGUGGAGGGUUUCAAUAAAGCUCAAGUAAAUCCUGCAACAUUAGCCAAUACAGAGAAUGUUUUAAAGGCUUUACUUGAAGAAGAACUUCUUGAUUUAAUAAAGCUUCAGCAAACUGUGGCGAAGUUGGAAAUGAGUGGAAGGGAAGAUUCUGCAGUGAAAAUACUUGAAGAGGCGGCAAAAAAGGCCUAUGAUGCAAAGAAACCACACGAAGCCUACGAGAUUGAAAUGUUACUCGUAGAAAUGCUCAUCUACAAGGGAGAAUUGGACAAAGCUUCUAAAUGUAAAUGCUUGAAAGAUGAAUCAAUUAAAGAUGCUCGGCGCCCACUGUACAAGGCAAUUAUAUACAAAAUGCUGGUGGACACGAAAGAAAGAAAUGAAAAAGAAAAAAAAGCUAAAGAAUGUUGGGAAGAAUUCGUUGAAGUACAAGAUCCACAAUUGAAGGAAGUUUAUCUUUCUCAGACCAAUUUUGAGGCGUUUAAAGAAUCUGUAGGCAGACUUCAAAGUGCUACAAGAGUUUGCCGGGAGAACUAA
Molecule: messenger RNA, 813 nt
Organism: Gastrolobium bilobum
Lineage: Eukaryota; Viridiplantae; Streptophyta; Magnoliopsida; Fabales; Fabaceae
Exons: 4
Coding region: 1-813 (270 amino acids)
Source: RefSeq, a predicted model, not a curated record